Molecule: messenger RNA, 348 nt
Organism: Rhododendron vialii
Lineage: Eukaryota; Viridiplantae; Streptophyta; Magnoliopsida; Ericales; Ericaceae
Exons: 1
Coding region: 1-348 (115 amino acids)
Source: RefSeq, a predicted model, not a curated record
AUGGACGUCGGAAGUUGGUGCAACUCAGGCCACCGGCACGGCGGUUGGACCCGUAGCUUCUCGGAAACCACCGAGUCCGAUGACUUCGUGCCGUUUUACUCGCCGCUGACCAGAUCAAAGAGUACACCCAUUUGGAGAUUGAUGUGGAGGAAGAUCAAGAAAGAGAAAAAGAAGAUUUUGGAGCGUUCAACUACCGUGCAACGCAGUUAUGAUAUACACGCUUACGCCCAGAAUUUCGAUGAGAGCUCAACGUGGGACGAUUCCGAUUGUCUCUCCUCUCGCUCCUUCUCCGCUCGAUUCGCUGUUCCAUCAAGAAUCUUUGAAAAGAAUGAAGGACCUUUGGAUUGA